Messenger RNA from Trichechus manatus latirostris (Florida manatee), 8599 nucleotides. RefSeq names its product interleukin 10 receptor subunit alpha (gene IL10RA). The transcript is spliced from 7 exons. NCBI's taxonomy places the organism in Eukaryota, Metazoa, Chordata, Mammalia, Sirenia, Trichechidae. Gene Ontology annotation, cellular component: plasma membrane. The record is from RefSeq and is a predicted model, not a curated record. Gene Ontology annotation, molecular function: protein binding; interleukin-10 receptor activity. Gene Ontology annotation, biological process: cytokine-mediated signaling pathway. Bases 72 to 1823 code for a protein of 583 amino acids.
AGUGUUGAGGCGGCGGAGCGGCAGGCGGCGCGCGGCCGGGCUCCGGUCCCGGACGAUGGUGCCCGCCAAAAAUGCUGCCGCGCCUUCUCUUGCCGCUGGUGGCGCUCCUUAGCCUGCGCCUCGGCUCGGACGCGCAAGGGACAGAACUGCCCAGCCCUCUGUCUGUGUGGUUUGAAGCUGAAUUUUUCCACCACAUGCUUCACUGGACGCCCAUCCUGAAUCAGUCCCAAAGCACCUACUAUGAAGUGGAGUUCCUGUGCUAUGGCGAAGAGUCCUGGAAGGCCAUCCCCACCUGUAACCAGACGCUGGCGCAGUCCUGUGACAUCACUGCAGUGACCCUAGGCCUGUACCACAACAACGGGUACCGAGCCAAAGUCCGAGCAGUAGACGGCAGCCGGCGCUCCAACUGGACCAUCAGCGACACCCGCUUUACCAGGGACGAAGUGACUCUGAAAGUUGACAGCGUGAAGCUAGAGAUACACAACGGCUGCAUCUUUGGGACAAUCCAGCCCCUCAGGCCCAAGAUAGCCCCCGCAGGUGACAUGUACGAACACAUCUUCAAAAACUUCCGCGAGUAUGAGAUCGAUAUUCGCAAGGUGCCGGGAGAAUACACGUUCACAAACAAGAAGGUAAACCAUGAAAACUUCAGCCUCCCAGCCUCUGGAGAGGUGGGAGAGUUCUGCAUCAGGGUGAAACCAUCCGUCGGCUCCCGAACUAACAAGGGGGUGUGGUCCAAGGAGGAGUGCAUUACCCUCACCAGGCAGUAUUUCACCCCGACGAUCCUCAGCAUCUGCUUCACCUUUGUGCUGCCGCUCUGCGGAGCCCUGGUGUACUGCCUGGCCCUCCAGCUGUACGUGCGGCGCGGCAGGAAGCUACCCUCGGUCCUGGUCUUCAAGAAGCCCAGCCCCUUCAGCCUCGUCAGCCAGCUUCCCUGCCCAGAAGCCCCAGACAGCAUCUACCACCUUGACGUGGAGGCCUUCCCGAAGGUGUCCCCAGAGCUGAGGAACUCAGAAUUGCACGGCAGCACCGACAGUGGCUUUGGCAGUGCCAAGCCAUCCCUGCAGACUGAAGAGCCCCAGUUCUUCCUCCCUGAACCCCACCCCGAGGCCACUGGGACCAGGGGGCAGGGGGAGCCCCCAGUGCUGGAGAACAGCUGCAGCGGAGACAGCAGCAACAGCACAGACAGCGGGAUCUGCUUGCAGGAGCCCAGCCUGAGCCCCAGCACAGGGCCUGGCUGGGAGCUGCAGGUGGGGAGUGACAGUCGUGGCCAGGACGACAGUGGCAUUGGCCUAGCCCAAAACUCUGUGCGGCAGCCUGGGGGCACACAAGGCAGUUCAGCCUUGGGUGAGGUCAGCCCCCCAAGGCCUGAGCUGCCUGGGGAAGAAGACCCAGCUGCGGUGGCAUUCCAGGGCUACCUGAAGCAGACAAGAUGUGCAGAGGAGAAGACAGCCAAGGUCGGCUGCCUGGAGGUAGAGUCCUCCUCAACAGAUGGCCUUGGCCCCAAGUUCCGGAUGUGCCUAGGUGCUGAGGCAGACUGGCCUCCUCCAGACCUGGCCAAAGGCUAUAUGAAACAGGACCCCCCAGGAAUGACUCUCCUUCCCUCAGGGGCCCCAACUGGACAAUGGAACCAACCAGCUGAGGAAUGGCCACUCCUGGGCUUGACCAGCUGUGGUGACCUGGGAACCUCGGACUGGAGCUUUGUCCCGGAUCUUGCCCCUGUGGACUGUGUGGCAGCCUCAUGUAGUCUCCUGAGCAGCUUUGACUCAGACCUGGUGGCCCUGCCACUGAUCUCCAGCCUGCAUGCAAAUGAGGACCCAGGCUAAAGGGAUGCACUGGAUUUUAGCCAUGCGUGAUCCUCCCCUGGCUGACACUGGAUAAGGAUUGUCCUCGGGAGGAGGAGAUGUCCCCAGGAGAUCAGAGGUGAAACAUAAGGCCAGGCUGGGCACUUUUCUGCAAGCCCAGUGGUGCCAGCGCUAGCAGGCCCCACCAGGCUGGCCACAGUGGACAGGGACAGAAGGAGGCAAUCUCAUUGAACUAGUGCAGGGCAUGGGUGACACUGACCUGUUCUCUGAAUGGGCCCUUGUGCAGUCUGGCAGAGCUGAGGCAGGGCAAGACCUCCUCCCCCUCGGGACUCUUUCCUGCCUCAGAAAGGAUUGUUUGCUCAGGGGAACCACGGGGUUUUCUGGAGUUGUGGUGAGGCCACCAGGCUGAAGUCAGCUUGGCCCAGGCCUCCCUCUUAGGCCAGCCGUGUAUCAGGGCCUCCAGCAGACUGGAGAGCUGAAGGAUGAAGGCUUCAGGACCUUAGCACAAGAGUCAUUGCUAGAGGGAAACAGGAGGCAGCAGAUCCCGAGUUUGAGGCUGGGAUGGCCACACAGAGAAGGCAGGGAGGUUGUCACUGAAAGAUGGUAAGGUGUGUCUGCCCAGGUCAGUCAGUCUGUCUGCACAUCAUUAUGGAGCCACAGGGAUGAAGUGAGCUGAGAUCCAGAAUGGGGCUUCUGGUUCAAAACCCAUCCCUCUGCUGGGGUGUCCCUAGGGUCUGUCUUCAGAUAUCCCCUAGGGCACAUGCAGUGGCUAGGCCAGUCACCAUCUUCACCCUGAUGGCCCACCAUCUUGCUGACAGUACCAGAGGAGCCAUGGUUGUUUGUACUGGCCAAAACUCAGUCCCUCAGGCAGCCUCUGGGCUUGGGCACCAGUUCAUGUCUGCCCCAGACGGUUGGGGCUGGGACCUGCUCCUUGUAUUUGCUAUUGAUGUUCAGCUACAGACCCAGAGGACAGGGCUCUGGGCUGGGAGCCCUGCUCUCUCAGUGUUCAGCAGGGUGACCUUGGGCCAGCCACUUCUCAGAGGGCCUCAGUUUCCCCAGCUGUGAAAUAAGGACACAGUCUCCAGGCCCUCUGCCAUGCUGGGUGUUAGCCAAGCUGGCCUCUGGGCAACAUUCCCAACCCUGCCUGACCCUGUGCUGGGAGGAGGUGGGCUCCAUGACCAUGUCUGCACAGAGCCAGCCUCUUUCUCAUGCUGAGGGCUAGCAGAUGAGUAGAAGUCCAUGCAUCAUGCCCAGAGAACCGCUGGUCCCCAGGGGUCCAGCAAGGGCAGGUGUGGGCCCUGCUUCCCCGUAGUCAGCUUGGAAUCUGUCUUCAAACAAACCCAGUUCACAGUCCAGAAGCAAGGAAUCCAGGAGGGGAGACGGGCCUGGAGUGGUCCUGCAUUUCUCUGUCACAUUCUGAGGACAGACAUUCCAGCCCAGUAAAACCAGCCAUAGCCCUGUCCACUCUGCUGUGAAGCUCUAAGGUACUAGUCUGAUAACUGAACUCCCCCGGAAAUCCUUGAGGGAAGAUUCCUCAGGGUUCCCUUGAAAGGUUUAUUUAUUUAUUUUUGGUCAUUUAUUUAUUGAAGAGGCAGCAUAGUACGGUGGGAGAAUUCUGGGGACUUUAGGAGCAAAGUUCUAGUUCUGACUCCACUGUUUAUAGCUGUGUGACCUUGGGCAAGUCACAUUUCCUCUUUAAGCCUCAGUGUCUGUAAAACUGGAAAUCAGUGCCUGACUUGUCUAACUUAUAGGAAUGUGAGACCCCAUUGAGAAAAUGGAUGUGAGUGUGCCUUGAACACAAAGCUCUGUGAAUGAGUGAUGUAUGUUUUUACCCCCCAAUAAAGUGUCAGGACCACAGGAAUCAUGAGACACCAACCAGAUUUCUGAUGACACAGUCCCUGGAGGAGGACUCGGUUGUUGAUAAUUGAGAAUGACUAUCACUAGGAUAUGGGAUGUCAGCUUCAAAAACACAAGACCUGAGGACUCAGACAAACCCAGGUCCAAGUCCUCGUGUGCCAACAUUUAUUGUCUGUGACCUUGGGCAAAUUACUUCACCUCUCAAAGUUUCAGUUUCCCCAUCUGUAAAAUGGGGAUAAUAACACCUCAUGGGGAGGUUGUGCGUGUAAGUGAGACCACGUAUAAAGAGUGUAGUACGGUACCUGACACGUAGGUGUUCCAUACACAAUAGCUAUUAUUAGCUGUUAAGGCUGUAAAGGGGAAAGGGGCCAUUUUUCUUGGAAACGGUGAAAAUGAAAGAGAUAAGAAGUAUGUAGAGGAGUUCUUUUAGAAGACUGGAAAGGAAGCGGUGGAAAGUACAGCACAACAUUUUGAACGUAAACUCUGACAGCUUGGAAAGGAGAAGCCAUGAGCCCCUCCCUCCAGGGAAGACCUCCCUGGAGCCCCACCUCCUCCUGCCCUGGGCCCAGAAGUACUUCCAAGAGGUGGUUCUCGUAAGGGUGGAAGCCAUGUGCAUUCUCUUCUAAGGCACUUCCAAGAAAAACCACACUGGCUUUGAAUCACUCACCAAGCUCAGCCCAGAUAGAGCAAACUCAGGCCAGUGACCUGCACCACCUACCUGCCAGCUUUACUCUUUGUCCCAGCCUGAAUCCAGAGGAAGGAACUGGGGACACCUCAUCUCUUUUUCCCUGUAUCAUCUUGAACUAUGCCUCUCCCCUGUUUCAUUCUAAGAAAAUCCUCAAUUCUGGGGAAGUGCUGAUCCUAUCACCUUCAGAGAACUUGACUAAUAUCACACCAUUUCAGACCUGUUCAAACUCUUUCCCUAUAGGCCUCCUUGUCAAGAUCGGUAAUAGGCUCAGGGUCAGUCACUUUGUCCUAGAAAUGAGGUGUUGGAAAUGGCUUCUGCCCCAAGGAAGGGGCCCUGGAGGCAGGUUUGGUUGAAGGCUGACCAAAGAGUAAAUACAAAGAUCCAGAGAAGAGGAAUUAUCUUAAAGGGGCUAGAGCCCAUCUAGUUGAAAGAGACAAGGUAGGAAGCAAUUUGACAGGCAGAUAAGAGGCCGUGGGCUCUGGGUGCAGGCCGAGCCUGUUGCUCUUCUAGAAAAUCAGUAGGAGUAUAUGAUGGUCUGCCUGUGCCUUUAAGCUAACCUCUCAUCACAGCCAGGGUUGUGGGAGAAACUGAGAGAGUUCUUCCAAACAGCUGAGGCGUAGGAGGGGUGGUAGAUGAGAAACUUCCAGACUUCUAGGGAAUUUGGAUUGAAGUUCCCCGCAGAAGGCCCUGAUAGUUCUUAAACUGAGCAACCUCCUCAUUCAAGGGCUUUUCCAGGCUGAGGAAUGUGUAAUUCUACAUUUCUAUGAGCUAAUGGCACUUCCUCUUAGUAAGGAGAGAGGGGAACUGGGCCAACAUUGAAGAGGAAAUUCUAUUGAACUGUGUUUUCCCAAGUUUGUAAAUAAACCCGUUGCUGUCAAUUCUGACCCAUAGCAACCCUAUAGGACAGAGUAGAACUGCCCCAUAGGAUUUCCAAGGAGUGGCUGGUGGAUCUGAACUGCCGAGCUUCUUGUUAGCAGCCGUAUCACUUAACCACUGUGUCAAAUAUUCAGCUUUGCCCUCCCCAAAUAUCUCUAUCUUUCUCCCACCACCACCUCUUUCUGUCUCUCUCUCUGCCUCUCACUCUCUCUCUCUCUCUCUCUCUCAGUCUGUCUCUCUCUCUCUCUCUGCACACACUGUAAUAGAAUACACCCAACCCCUAAGCAAGGUUGGGUCACACCCCAGAGCCAUGCCCCACCCACACUGCACUGCGGCCAGGUAUGAGUUCUCUGAGCCCUGCACGGGAGCAGCCGAGAAAGAGGAGCUGUAGGCUCACAUACUGAUAAUUGUGUGAGGCAGGUUCAAGCAGUAAGGGCUGAUUUUAUCAAGCCCCCAACCUAGAGGAUACUAGGUACUGGGAGGUUUGACUCCUGUUUCCUGUAGUGCUCGUGGGUUUGGGAGUUUCUUUUGAAGCAAACCCACAAUUUUAAAUUCAGGGCAUUGUAUUAAUGAAUGACCCCACAGCACGUUUGCUCACUAUCGGCUGGCUCUUAACUUCAACUAGUUCCCAUAAACUUUCGAAAGGGUGGUAGGACCCAAUAAACACCUCCAGCAAGGAGGGGUGGAAUAGGAUGCAAUUAGUGUUCGAAAAAGAUGAUCCUACACAACACAUGAGCCAAGAAUCAGAGAGGGUAAGUUGGGAGAACUGGUUGGAGGCUCUUAUUGCAGUCAGUACUUCAUUUAUUCAACAGACAUUUUAUUGAGCACCUACUGUGUGCCUGCCAUAGUGCUCAGCCAUGGGUUCAAGGUGGUGAACAAAAUAAGCACAGCCUCAUGGAACAUGCCAUCUGGUUAUGAGGGAAAACCAAGCAAGUAAACACACAAACAAAUACAUUAUUACAAAUAGUGAUGAGUGCCAUGAAAGAAAGUAAUAUUCCACACAAGGGGCAAGGCAGGAGGCAGAGAAACUGGGUAGGAGGCUUUUACCAUAGUCCAUUCAAGUGACCAUAAGGGCUUGAACCUGCCCAGGGGCAGUGGGAAUGGAGAGGAAAGGACAGAUUCCAGUGAUAUUUUAGGAAGAAUUGGCAAGACUAGGUGGCAGACGGGCUGUAGUAAACAAAGAAGGAGGAAUCAGAGGUGCUAAUCAUACUGAAACCUGGACGAUGAGGAAAGUGAAGUGUGGACUUGGAGGGAGACACAGGCAUUUGGAGACGGUGAGUUCUGGCUUAGACAUAACAAGACACCCAAAGGAAGGCCCUUCAGCAGCUGGUGAGGCAGUCCUGGCACUGGGUGAGGGCUGGGGAUUUGGAAGUGAAAGCCUUGUGUUCACCCUGACCAACUUCAUGUCUCUUAGACAAUGGUAGCCAUCACCAAGAGUGCAACUGAGGGUUCCCUUUGAAUACAACACCCGAGAAGCAGACCUGAUGGGCUCUGCGGCUCGCAUGGGUAGGGGGAGAAGGAAGUGGCGGAUGGGUGGACCUGCUUCUAUCUGCAGCACGAUCAGCAGAGACUUGGGUGUGGCUGCCACACCUAGAUCCCUCCACCUUCAGGGGGCAAGAGGGGCUGAUGCAGGUUAAGGCCUCAUGAUGGCCCUGGAGAGAACAGUAGUAGUCUUCAGAAUCCCACUGCCUGGUCACUCUAACCCUGGCAAUACCCUUCACUUCCCGACGCACCCAUCUACCUAUCCCCUAGCGCAGAACAUCUCAAAGUAUUAUCUAUUUAUCACCUGCAUCAGAAUCACCUGGAGGUGCUUGUCUCCCUAAUCUUCUCUCUGCGGCCCAAAAUCUCUGAGGGUAGUUCCCAGGAUCUGCUCUGUUGUAGGUGAUUCAGAUGCACACUCAAGUUUGAGAGUCACUCCUUUAGAGAAUAACUGGUUGAUUUGCUACGUAUCCCACUAAAAUCAAUCCUUCUCUCCCGACUGCCCCCUGGAUGAUGACACCUAGCCCAAACCUUUAAGUACUAUCUAGAUGCUGAGGGCUCCCAAGUGUCCAACCAGGCCCCUCCCCUCAACUCUACUCAGCCGCCUACUCAGCAGCAGAAUUUUUUAACAUGCAUCUCAAAAGCAGCAGGUCUAAAACAGAGCUGUGGAUUUCUCACACACUUGUUCCUCCCCAAGUCUGCCCCAUGUGAGUAAAUGGCACCACCACUCACCCAGCAGUUCAGGCUCAAACUAAGGUCAACCUAAAAUUCUUCUUUUCCCUUUACACCCCACAUCUAAUCCAUCAGGCAGGUCUUAUCAGCUCUUCCUUCCAAAUACUGUAUUUUUAUGCAAAUAACAUGCGCAUUCUACGUUUGUUUGCCAACUGCUCCCUCUCCCCAGGAGAUAUUUUCCGAAAGCACAGCUAUGCUCAUUUUUUUUUUUACAGCAACAUGUUUUAAAAAAUUGGCUUAGCAGCACUUAUGAACACACCUGGGAGUGGGGGCGUGGUUGGCAAACAAACAUAGAAGCCUCAGGGUAUUUGUGUAAAAUAUGGUAUACAGUGACUUCAACCAGCUGUCACCAUCCCCACCACUAUCAACCAGGUCAAAUCUAUCCUCAUCUCUCACCUGGACCACUAGUGGUUAGAGUCUCUUGCUGUCCAUCUGCUUCUACUCCUCUUUCCUUAGUCUAAUUGUCAUACAGUAGCCAUUGUGAUCUUUAUAAAAUACAGCUCAAGUCAUGUUAUUCCCCUGAUGAAAGCCCCAUGUCUACUCUUGGUGAGCUUUAUAAUCCAAAGGAGUUGGUACCUACUACUCCCAGAACACAUCUCCUCCACACUCCCCCUUGCCACUCUGCUUCAGCCAUACCUCUUGCUGCUUCUUGAGUGCAUCAAACUAAUUUCCACUUCAGGUCAUUUUCACUUACUCUUCCCAGGUCUUCUCCUGAAUUCCUUCCUUGUUUUAUUCAAGUGUCUGCUCAAAUGGAACCUCUGUAGAGAGGCCUUUGGUGACCACCCUAUCUCAAAUAUCCUUCCCACCUCCAUUCCAGCUCUAUCCCGGAUUUUUCCCUUCAGAGCACUUACGGUUACCUGAAAUUAUACUAUCUACUUAUGUGUUUAUUUGCCUCUAGUCUGUCUCUCCCAAUAAAACAUAAGAUUCGUGAGGGCAAGGACUUUGUCUCUUUCAUUCACUCCUGCAGUCUCAGAAUCUAGAGCAUAUAGUAGGCACUCGGUUUGUAUUUGUAGAGUGAAUGAAUGAGUGAAUAAAUAAAUGAAUAAUGAUAGAAUUACAAGAUAAUGUGAUAAGUGCCAUCUUAGUUUAGAUUCCCCCAAAAGCAAAAUCUUAUUUGGAAGAUGAUCCGUAGGAGCAGGGAUGGGGGACCAGGAGAGAAGGAAAA